Messenger RNA from Caenorhabditis angaria, 4099 nucleotides. Lineage: Eukaryota; Metazoa; Nematoda; Chromadorea; Rhabditida; Rhabditidae. The record is from the annotation of a GenBank genome assembly.
AUGGCUGACGAUCAACAGCCAUCAACAUCAAAAGGAGAUACCAAUGAGCGUGAAGAAAUUGUACAGUUAUGGAAACAUUUGGAUGAAACACUUGAAAAUAAAGCGAAAUCAAUGAAUUUGUCAUCGCUGAAUGUGAAAUCUAUUCUUCACGUAAGUAUCAUUUUCAUAAAUAUCAAUUUUGUUCAAUCGAGACAAUUUCAGCAUCUUAUCAAAUACCCAAAUGCUGUUGAUAUUAUGAUGGGAAUUCGAGGAGAAAGUGAUGUUCCAAAUAUGCGAAUGACAAGAUCACAAAGAAAAGCAAAUGAUAAUGAAAAAAGUGAAGAUAAUAAUAUGUCACUUUUAUGCGCACCGAAAACUUUUCUCGACUUGAAUUUUGAUGAUAAUGAUGAGUUUGAUGAAGAUUAUGCGAUUGAAAAAGAAAGUGAAGAAGAAGAGGAAGAAUAUGAUGAAGAAGAAACAGAAGGAGAAGAUGAUAUUGAAGAAGGUGGAGAAACUGAAAAUGAAAAUGAAACCACGUUUCUAGAUCCUUAUGAUACAUUAGAUCUUGAAGAUGCGAGAAAUAAAAAACAUUCGCAUGAAAAUUUGAAUGAUUUAUUGAUUCGUGAUGAUUAUUAUAAUAUUCCAAUAAUGAAUACUAGCAAUCACGAUGAGAAAAUGCGAAAUCCAGAAUAUCGAGAUUUUUUGAAUGCUGUUAGAAAUGAAAGUCAAGAUGGAGUUACUGAAGACGACCCAGACGAUGAAGACUAUGAUGUUCAGAUUGAUGAUGCUGAUUUAGCAUUAGAUGUUGAUGAUUGGUAUGAAACAAGACAUGAUCGAGCUGCGCAAAUUCCAAGAUAUGAAGUUGAACGAUUGAUGAUGGAUACUAUAUUAGCUGAAAAAGAAAUUCCAUUACCAAAAGAAGUUGUGAUAUGUAAAGAAACAUAUGUUGAAGUCAAAAAGACGCAAAAACAAAAAGAUGCUGAAGUUGUGGAAAGAUUGAAACAAUUGCAACCAACAUCAAGUUGCACAUUAUUUGUAAAAAAUGUGACAUUUCAACAAUCUGAAAUUGAAAUGCUUAAACUUCAACUCGAACAACAUGUUCAACUUUUAACGCAAUCUGUGGUGACUUGUUAUCACGAUAAAUCAUUGUUUCAUUUGAAAAAUCAAGCACAAGUUAUGAUAGUAAGUUUUUUGUUAAUUAAGAUUAAAUAAAAAUAUAAUUAUUUUCAUUUCAGAACGAGUUAGAUCAACGGUAUUUUGAUUCGCCACGUGGUUCCGAUUCAAUUUAUAAUAUUCCAAAUCUCGCUGGAUCCAUCGAAACUUGUCAUGAUGUGAUAAAUAUCACAGAAGUUGAGCCAAAAUAUGUGAAAUGGGCACAUAAUAUUGAUGGUUGUAUGGGAUUUGCUCUUCGUCCAGAAAUCAUUGCUGUUCUUUCGAGAAGUAAUGCAAUUCGUUUUCCACAUCUUCUUCCGAAUGUUCAACCUUCUAUUCAAGAAAAUUAUAUUCCUUUUUUGAAAUCUGAAAAUAUUAUGCUCGCAAUGGCGCUUCUUCAAUUUGGCCAUCUUCCAAGAAAAUCGGAAAAUACAAUAAAUAUGGAUAGAUAUUCAGCGAUCAGUCAAAAUUGCCUACCUUCUCGAUCUGCGCUUAAAAUUCGAAAUCAUAUGAAAACUAUUCGAAGUGUUGGAGAAUCAUCAUCACCAAUUCAUCAAAUUAUUAUCGUAGGUUUUAUUGUUUAACAAAGUAAAAUUUCUAUUUUUGUAGCAAGCUGAGCAAGGAAUUUCAAAAAUGGAAUUCCCGCCACCAAAUGUUCUUAUAAUCGAAGGAACUCUUGAAAAUUGGCCACCAGAAUAUCAACCAAAUUGGUAUAAAACAUUCACACAAAUUUUCAAAAUUGUUGGAAAUCGUAUAAUGCAUAUAGUAGACAGUCAGCCGAAAAUUAUAACAACUCCCAUGAAAAUGGCGAUUGAUAAUGCGAACUCAAAAUUUAUUGAAGUUGGAACAUUGGGAGAGACACCAAUUAUUUUGGAAAAAUCUCAUAUUUAUAAUAUCGCAAAAUUGAUUAUGGAAGAAAAUCGAGAAGAAAGUCAAUUAUCCGCGCCGCCGACACCUGGAAAACAAAUAGAAAAUGGAACAGCAGAAUAUACAGAAUUUGGUAUGAGUUUAGAUGGAAUGUCGGAAGGAGGAAAAGGAAAUACCCAAUCUAGAAUGUCAAUUCGACCAAUGACACCAAGACCUGGAGAUGGGGAAGAUAGUCAGAUGACAACUGUUAGAGAUUUUCGAAUUGGUCAUGGACAAACUGAUUUUUCACAUGUUUUUAUGGAUGAAGAUGAUGAGAUGAAUUUGCCGAGUACGUCGAAGAAUUUAUCGAUUGAUAGACAUGCUCAAGUUAGUGUUUUUUUAAUUUUUGAUAUUCAAGAAUUGUUGACUCUAAAAAAAACUUUUUCUUUUUUGGGCACAAUUUUAGAAAUCCUUGAAAUUCAACGAAAUUUUUUUUCUACCAAAAACAAUUUCGAAGUUUGCGGUUUAGCGAUUCCGGUUAAUAAUUUAUACACUGUGAUAAUAUAUAAAUGUUUUUCAUUUUAAAUUCGUAGCCAAAUCUUCAAUGUUUCAAAUUAAUCAGAAAAAAACAAUACCUUCACAAAAUCAAAAUCCAGUUCGUAUUUUUCAGAAACGAAAACAUGCCGAUAUGCAAUCAGCAAUUCACUUUGAAUCCGACGAUGAAACGAACAAAAAAUGGCGAAAAAGAUCGAGAGUUGAAAAAGAGAUGAUGGGAAAAUUGGGAAUGGACGAUGAAAAAUUACGAAUGACAAGCAAAAUUUUGAUUGCCAGAAAAAUUAUGGAAGAUGCCAAAAAACGAAUGUUUAUGCAUCAGGAAAAAUAUUCCAAGUAUCAAAAAAUAAUGAUGGAUAAGACUUUGAGCGAGGCACAGGUUCAGCAUUUUUUUCUAUUUGAAUUUUUAACAACAAAAAAAUUUUUUUUUUCAGAAAGUCAAAAAUAUUGUGGAAAUUUUCCGAAAAAUGCCCGAUUUAAUGCAUCUUAUUCUAAUUUUCACACCAAUUGAGAAUCUUCCCGAAGAGAUUUUGAAAAGUCAACUUCGGCAAACUUAUCUGAAUGCGAUUGAAAUGAUGAUUGAUAUCAAUUGUUAUAUUUUGGGAGCUAGAAUAAAAUCACCAACAGUUCGACAGAUUUUCAAAUUGAUCACGAAAAUUGGAGAGGUUCGAAAUACGAGUUUGGAGGCGGCUGAAAAAAUGAAACAAUUAUUGGGACAUGAAAGACCGCUUUGGGAUCGUAUUGAGAAAUAUUUCUAUUCGCUGGUUUAUAGGGAUAGGUGAGUUGUAUUCAAAAUUUGAAUUUGAAAAAGUACAACCAAAAAAUUUCUUUAAAAUUUGUUGUUCAUUAUUUUUCUUGAGAAAUGUGCUUGGAGACUUCUCUAAAGCUAAAUUUAAAGAAAAAUUAAACAUUUUCAGAUGUUUUUUUUGAACAAUUUAGCCUAUAUUCUUGGAAAUAUCCGCUCUAUAAACGUUUCAAAAAAUAUACGUUUCAAAUGUUGUUUAUUCUGAAUCGAUUGGAAUCUUCAACAAUCGGACCGUUUUGAAAUUUUUAAAAAUAAAUUUUCUUGAAACCUUCAGAACCUUCAAAUUAUAUUUUUCAACAGGUUUUCCCAAAUACUAAAUUAUCCUCUUCAGAUCGAAACCUGAAGAUUUCGAAUUCAUCGAUCUAACAGAUGAUAAAUUUUUGGAUCAAUUUGACUAUGAAAUGAUUGAUGAUAUUGACUCGGUUCUAAAAUCCUCUUCGAAAGACAAUACAACAUCAACAAUACCAGCUAAUUUAUUCGUCAAAUCUGGACAACUUAUGGCAAACGGAAAAAAUGGAAUUGUUCCGGUUGAAGUCCGAGAAUUUGUGAGUAUCUGUCUAACAAAUUGUUAUAUCUAAUUUUGUUUUUUUUCAGAAGUGGUCAAAAGAUGAUGACAUGAAAAUCCUAUCAGCCUACAAUCAAUCUGUAAUAAGCAAUUCGAAACAUCCAAUUGAAAAUGCCGCCAAAAAAGUUUCAUUAACAAAUGUCGACGCAAAAAGUAUUGAAAACAGAUUGAAAUAUUUAUUGAGUAUUAUAAAUGUGUAA